CGAACAUGGCGAUUCGCUCGUACAAGACAAUUUAACAAUGGUGCUCUUUAAACUCGUUUUUCUCGCUCGUUGUUGAAUGGAUUGCUGUAAAACCAAGAUAAUCUUAAAAUGGCUUUAUCUGAGUGUUCUAUAAAUGAGCGAAAAAGUACAAGGCGCUAUUACAAAGCAAGUUUUUGGCGAAAGUCUGGACUCACUGCAGGGUACAAAAUUUGAUCAAAGUAUGCCUGUUGGAGUCAACGCUGAAAUGCUGGACAAAUCGGUAAAAAGUACAGAUGAGAACAGUACUGAAAAUUUAAAAGGGGCUUAUUUUACUCCUCAUCCACCAGAAAAGCCGAAGGAUUCCAAUAAAAAAGGCCCACGAAGGAAUAAAAACAAGAAGCGAUUUUCCAGACGUUCAAAUCGAGUUGACUUGAAAUCAGAGAGCUCUGAGGACGAAAAGCUUUAUACUAAUCCUGAAGGAUUAGAUCAUAGGACUACUGGCUCAAAAUUACCCCCCUUAUCCAAAAGUAUAGGCAAUGAUUUUGAAGCCAGACAAAACAGUGAAACCAUUGAUCGUGCAGGCAUAAAUAGACCCGUCGAUAAAAAUUUUGGACAUGUAAAUCCCCUUACAUUAAACUUGAAACCGCUCUCCCCUAUUAAAGACAACCAGAAAGUAGUAGAUAAUUUUAAGGCCAAACAAUCGUUGGAAAGGGGUAAGCAUGAACUUAGGGAAAGAGGGCCUUUAAAGCCUUAUAAUCCUAUUGAGAGGGUUUCUGGGUUGGACGAUACAAAUGGGCGGACAAACACAGGUAAAGUGGUCAAUAACUUAGAUUCAGGCAAUCCAACUAGGCCAAAUAAUAUCACCAAUAAUGAAGGUAACGAUGUAGACGAUAAAUCGGAAAAUACCUUAACGAGCGUUAGCAGUAAUGACUCGAGUUCAGACAUUGAUAGUGACAGCCAAAUAAGUCCUGUUAAUGAUACAAAUAUUCCAAAUACACAGCUGUCCCACAAAGCGCCUUGCGACACGCCCCCUGCGCAUCACCGCCAUCAUCAUAGGAGCAGCCUAUCAUUGAACUCAGUUAGAGACUACCCACAACAAGUCGACAGACACUCGGAUACCGAGGCGAUCCGCAGAGGACGGGCCGGCAAUCAUCAAAGUAACAAAGCAUUUUGGGACAAGGCAAAAGUUGUAACCUUACUUCCCAGAGUGCCUGCUGACAGGGCAAGGGAUCGUAACUCGAACUUUGUUAAGGAAGAGUUAGAGAAGUAUUUGCCAGAACGAAAGUUGAUGGUUUUUGUUGGAACUUGGAAUAUGCACGGAGAGAAGGUUGGUUUGCCAUAAUAUGAGUUGAUGAUGCUUCUUUUUCUGCUUGAAUAUGAAUAUCCAUAAUUUCUUACUUCAUUUUAAACUCUUCUUAAUCCAUCAAAUUUCUAUAGCAAUUGCCAGUAUUUGUCGACGACUUUUUGCUUCCCGAAUGUUGUAAGUUCAUGCAGGAUUUAUAUGUCAUAGGAUCGCAGGAAAGCACUCCACAGAGGUAAACAGUGAAUUGAUGUAGCCAGAUUGAGUGAUAGUUCUGUAGCAAUGUUUUUGCCAAUAUGGACGUCACCCGAAAAAUUGUAUAUUAACUAAUUUUGGUGGCAUUACAUCGUAGUGCUCGUGCAAGAAAUAAAAGAACUUAAAAUUUAUGUUUUCUGAUGUGUUGAAGAUUACCACAAACUGACGUCAGUGUUGACAAAAAAGUUGCUUGGUUACAAGCUGACCUACACAGCUAAAAACGAUCAGGUUUUUGCAAUAUUGAUGAAAACAGGAUUGAACAAUGUUGUGCGGCCCACAUUGUUCACAGUUGUCAACAAUGUUGAAUAAUAUUGUUACACCCGAUUCAGGCUCAACAAUAUUGUUCAAUAUUGUUGACAAGUGUGAACAAUGUGGGCCGCACAACAUUGUUCAGUCCUGUUAAACAGCGGGGCUCAUAAUUUUUAUGCGACAGUGUAGUUAGUGCAGCUCACCUGUCCUGUUAUGUACAUCUGUCAAUCUCGGUUUGUACACAUUGUAGAAAAGAAUGGGAGAUCAAACUCCAAGAAGCAUUGGGGCCAUCACACGUUCUUAUCUACUCAUGUCAAUUUGGUGUGCUUCAUCUUGCCAUGUACUUGCGUCGAGAGCUAGUCUGGUUUUGUUCAGGUAACCAUCCUUUUUCUUGUAUAUUCAAAUGUUUGUUUUCAACGUACACUAAAGUUUUUAAAUUAUUUAUUUAUUUAGGUGUGGAACAAGCAACAGUUGCAACUAGACCUGGUCAUAUGAUUAAAACCAAGGUGGGUUUUAACCAAUUGACAAGUAAAAUUGUCUGGCAUUAGAAAGAGUAAAAUAAUAAAGUAGGGCACUGGAUGGAUAGUGUUGUAAUACCAUCAAGAAAGUUGAACAAUUUGUUCUAUCUUUUCCAGGGUGCAAUUGGCUUGUCAUUGUCAAUUUUUGGAACAUCAUUUUUAUUCAUCAACUCCCAUUUUACUGGUUAGUAAAUUCUGUUCCUCAGUUAAUUCUGUUCAUGUAUGUGUCGUGUACCUAUUUUUAUUAUUUUUGCCAUCAAAUAUUUUAGCUCAUGAACAAAAAUGCAAAGAACGAAUCGGUGACUACUGCUUGAUAAGAAAGACCUUAUCCCUUCCUUUGAACUAUCCAGAACCAGCAAAUCACGGUAAGCCCUAGUUUGUUUAAAGCCCUUGGGCCGGUUGUAUAAGUCUCUUACCUGUGACUAUUUUAACUAGUAGUUUAUAAAUGGUCUAGUUAAAUGGCAUAUGACUCGAAAAUUGAUGGUGUUAUUUUUUAGUCUAAUUUGAAAGAUCAUUGAAAACUGUUUUCUUGCUUCAUUUUGAAGAUAUUUCAUUUGUAUGAUAUGCAAAGGACCAACUUCCUACGUCACAUAUGCAUAAAUUGAUUUAGCCAGUAGAAAACCAGUCAGUAGAAAACCUGUAUGGGUGUUGUUGUGGACAAAUCUCGUGCUCAUCAUUCAUUUUGUGCGAAUGUAUUUGAUAGUGACAAAAUUAUUUAUACAGUAACAUUUUAAAGUAAGUCAUUAUACAUGUGUGACAUAGAAAGUUAGUCCUUUGCAUAUCAUACAAAAUGAAAUAUCUCCAAAACGAAGCAAGAAAACAAAAAUCUGUCACAGAAGUUACUCUACAGUUUUCAAUCAUGAUAAAAAAUAAUACCGUCAAUUUUCGAGUCAUAUGCCCUUUAACAUUGAAGAUUCCGAUUGGUUAACUUUUGGACUAACUGUAAUUUAGGUUUAAAAACUUUUUACUAACCAUUCUAUUAAAAGUAUAUGGCCUCAUACUCAGCUUAUAACCAUUCGGGUCAAAUGCUAAUACUUGCAAAUAGCCUUAGUUUUAAGAGUUUCAAACGUUCACUGGUUAAAAAUAUUUAUUUGGACGAGCUUUCGACUGCCAGUCUGCAGUCUUCGACGGGUAGAUUAAAGUGAAUGAAUUGUGAUAUUUACAGUGGUUUACAUUUUUUUGCAUGUUGUGUCAGUAUAUUGUAAUUGUAAACCACUGUAAAUAUCACAUCAUUCACUUUAAUCUACUCGUCGAAGACUACAGACUGCAGUCGAAAGCUCGUCCAAAUAAAUAUUUUUAACCAGUGAACGUUUGAAAAAUAUGAGACCUGGUUUCGCAUCUAACAUUUUUAAAUUAAGCCUUACUUAGUUUUGUUUGUUUGAUGUUCCAGCAAGUGACGUGACGUCGAGGUUCAAUCAAGUAUUUUGGCUUGGUGAUUUUAACUUCAGAGUAGAAGAACGACAUGGCGUGGUCGAGAAAUUUCUCACACAAUGCGAAGAAGAUGACGACCCGAAUUAUGAGGUUGGAUACGAUCAUUAAAAACUCCUCUUCCGAGACGUCCUGUAAAGGACUGGAAUUGGUCCUGUAUUUGUCGUUAUUUUGAACAAUUUUUCCACCUUUUUUUCUUUAGGAAUUGGUUGCGAAGGAUCAAAUGACCAAAUUAAUGAAGAAAAGUAAGAAAGAACGAGAAUCAACAAAUACGUUUCGAUUUUUUUCGUAUAGUCGUGUAUAAAAAAUCUAUAAUUAUAUUGUUUCGUACAGAUGGUGUAUUUGAACAUUUCGAAGAAGCGAAGAUUAAUUUCCCGCCAACAUACAGAUUUGAUAUCAACCCUGAUGACCCGGGACAUUAUUCAAGCGUCCGGGUCCCAUCGUGGACGGUACAUGACUUCAAUGAACUACUUAAAAUAAACAUGUAAAAAUCUCACAACUUGUCAACAAGAUGUGUUCGCAACAGGCUUGUUGCAAGCUUGUCAACAAGUUGUAACAUUGCUGUCAUUUUAUCAAGUUGCUAUACAUUAACUUGUCACUCACAACUUGUUGACAAAUUGUUGAAUUGCAGGACGAUAGCAAAUCUGUUGAAACAACUUGUAACAAGUCUGUUGAGCUCAAAAACCUUGUAGCAAGUUGUCAACAAGCUGGGAACAAGCAGUGCGAACACAUCCUGUUGACAAGUUGUGGGAAGAGCAUCGCUACAAGUCUGCUGCAAGUUUGUUGCAACUUGUGCGUUUUUUACACUUGUAGGUUCACCUAUAAACACACAAAAAUCUCACAUCUUGUAGCAAGUCUGCCACAAGCUGUGAAAAAGUGUGUUUGCACUGCUUGUCCCAAGUUGUCAACAAGUUUGGAACAUUUCACACCUUAAUUUUACAUCUGAAUUUUACACCUGAAUUUACAUACAUUAUCCUUAUCCAUUUAGGAUCGUAUUGUGUAUCGAAGCAGCGAG
Messenger RNA from Paramuricea clavata, 4744 nucleotides. NCBI's taxonomy places the organism in Eukaryota, Metazoa, Cnidaria, Anthozoa, Malacalcyonacea, Plexauridae. The record is from the annotation of a GenBank genome assembly.